Molecule: messenger RNA, 1356 nt
Organism: Candidozyma haemuli
Lineage: Eukaryota; Fungi; Ascomycota; Pichiomycetes; Serinales; Metschnikowiaceae
Gene: RVS167
Product: amphiphysin
Exons: 1
Coding region: 1-1356 (451 amino acids)
Biological process (GO): plasma membrane tubulation; endocytosis; actin cortical patch localization
Cellular component (GO): Rvs161p-Rvs167p complex; medial cortex; mating projection tip
Molecular function (GO): lipid binding; protein binding
Source: RefSeq, a predicted model, not a curated record
AUGUCGUUUAAGGGCAUUAAGAAGUCGGUGUUGCGUGCGCCGCAAAAUUUCAGGCAAAAACUCAACAUGGGUGAAAUUACCCAAGAUCCUGUUUAUGCCGACGCCGAGAGAAGAUUUAAGGAAUUGGAGUUGGAAACCAAGAAGCUCAGUGAAGAGUCCAAGAGAUACUUUGCCGCCGUCAAUGGCAUGUUGGACUACCAGAUUGACUUCUCCAAGGCCAUUGAGGAGAUCUACAAGCCCAUCAGUGGUAGAUUAUCGGAUCCCAGCGCCACUGUGCCCGAAGACAACCCAGAGGGUAUUGAAGCGUCUGAGUCGUACAGAGAAGUGGUGAAGGAGUUGAAGGAUUCUUUACAGCCCGAUCUUGAGCUUAUUCAGAAGCGUGUUGUGGACCCAGCACAGGAGCUUUUGAAGGUUAUCCAGCUGAUCAGAAAGAUGGCCACCAAGAGAGAACAUAAACAGGUGGAUUUGGACAGACACAAGAGAACGUACAAGAAGUACGAAGAAAAGAAGGAGCGUACCGCCAAGGACGAGGAGAAGAUGUACAAUGCUGAGGCUGAGGUUGCGGUUGCUCAGGAGGAGUUCGACUACUAUAACAACAUGUUGAAGGACGAAUUGCCUACUUUGUUUACCAUGCAGCUGGACUUUAUCAAGCCGUUGUUUGUUUCUUUCUACUACAUGCAACUAAACAUCUUCUACACUUUGUACAGCCGUAUGGAGGAGUUGAAGAUCCCAUACUUUGACUUGAACUCGGACAUUAUCGAGGCCUACACCGCCAAGAAGGGUGAUAUCGAAGAACAGACGGACAACAUUGGUAUUACACACUUUAAGGUUGGCCAUGCAAAGAACAAGUUGGAGGCUACCAAGAGAAGACACCAGAUGAUGAGCGGGAACGUUACCGGCUCAUCAGCCAGCACGGGAGCAGCUUCUACUGCUCCUUCUGCCGGUGCUGGUGCCGGAGAGGGUCUUCCACAGUACACGCCUGGCCAAACAGGCAACAACUACGGCUACGGCAACGAAAAAGCACAGUUCAAUGCUCCUCCACAACAGUACGGACAACCAGCUGGCCAGCAACCACAAUACGGACAGCCAACAGGUCAACAGCCACAGUACGCUGAGGCUCAAGCGACCGGUGGGCAAGCACCACCUCCAUCAUACGGAGCGCCAGCUCCAGCAGCUGGAGGAGCACCUACUUGCACUGCUUUGUAUGACUACACUGCCCAAGCCCAAGGGGACUUGACUUUUACAGCCGGCGCCGUGAUUGAGAUUGUUGAGCAAGGCGACGCUAACGGUUGGUGGACCGGACGCUAUAAUGGGCAAACCGGAGCGUUCCCUGGUAACUAUGUCCAGUUGAACUGA